Molecule: messenger RNA, 2764 nt
Organism: Habropoda laboriosa
Lineage: Eukaryota; Metazoa; Arthropoda; Insecta; Hymenoptera; Apidae
Gene: Nadsyn
Product: probable glutamine-dependent NAD(+) synthetase
Exons: 13
Coding region: 334-2574 (746 amino acids)
Biological process (GO): NAD+ biosynthetic process
Cellular component (GO): cytoplasm
Molecular function (GO): glutaminase activity; NAD+ synthase (glutamine-hydrolyzing) activity; ATP binding
Source: RefSeq, a predicted model, not a curated record
AAAGUUUUUCGUUGAAAAGUAUUCGUUACUGAAAUGUAUUUCCGUUGAUCAACAUCACGCAAUUGGAACGAGUUACGCUGGAAAAUCAUUGCUUAAAGUGUUGACAACAGUUUGUGAGGUUAUGUUAUUUUCGUCGAACCGUAGAUUUGGCAAUUUCUCGUAAAAAGCACGUGGAGGAAACAGCCCGGCUUUCGUGCACGUCAUUCUUAGAACGCGCGAUUAAUAGUUGUAUCUAUAACAAACACAGGCCUACACGAUUGUCCCAUAUUUUUUUCGUUGGACUAACGGAGAAUCAUAAAUCCACUUGCCUUCUACGAAAUCUAAGGAAGAAAGAUGGGUCGAACAGUGACGGUAGCAGUUUGCACGUUGAAUCAGUGGGCGAUGGAUUUCGAUGGAAAUUCCAGAAGAAUUUUGCAGAGCAUCCAAGAAGCUAAAGACGCUGGAGCAACUUACAGAAGCGGUCCAGAAUUGGAAAUUUGUGGCUACAGCUGCGAGGACCAUUUCUACGAGCCAGACACGUUGCUUCACAGCUGGGAGGUGCUCGCGACUCUCCUCAAGUCUCCGAUCGCCGAGGACAUGCUGAUCGACGUUGGUAUGCCGGUCAUGCACAAGAAUGUCACUUACAAUUGCAGGGUAGCCUUUCUGAAUCGACGAAUUCUGCUCAUCAGACCGAAGAUGCAAUUGUGCGAGGACGGCAAUUACAGGGAAACCAGAUGGUUCUCUCCAUGGACCAAGGAACGCACGGUCGAGGACUACUUUCUGCCGAGAAUGAUAUCUCAGAUCACCGGGCAGACGGUGGUGCCUUUUGGCGAUGCUGUUAUUUCUACCAGAGACACGUGCGUGGGUUUUGAAAUUUGCGAGGAACUAUGGAACCCGAUGAGCAAUCACAUUCCUAUGUCCUUGGACGGUGUUGAAAUUAUUGCAAACGGCAGCGGCUCCUACUUCGAGCUGAGGAAAGGAUACGUCACCGUGGACCUGGUUAAAUCAGCUACGUUCAAGUCAGGGGGCUGUUACAUGUUCAGUAAUUUAAGGGGUUGCGACGGUUCGAGAUUGUACUUCAACGGGGGAUCGUGUGUUACCUUGAACGGUCAGAUCUUGAAUCGUGGUAAACAGUUUGCUUUGGACGAUGUCGAGGUGGUUGUGGCGACGUUUGAUCUGGAGAAUAUAAGGAGUUACAGAAAUAAUAUCAGGUCACGAUCACACGCAGCUGCUAGAUCGCCGAGUUAUCCACGUGUUAAGGUGGACUUUGCCCUAACUUCGGAAAGUCUGAUUUCAACCCCUCCGGAUAGACCGAUCGAUAUAGACUUAGGACCUUACGAAAGCGAGAAUGUAACGGGCAAGCUUGUCUAUCACACUCCAGAGGAAGAAAUUUCGAUGGCUCCUGCUUGCUGGCUCUGGGAUUAUCUUAGGCGUUCUUGUCAAGGAGGAUUCUUUUUACCCUUGAGCGGUGGCGUCGACUCAGCAUCUUCAGCUUGUAUGGUUUAUUCCAUGUGCGACAUGAUCGUGGAUUCGGUUAACAAAGGAGACGCACAGGUAUUGUCAGAUAUCAGGAAAAUAGUCGGUGACUGCGAGUACGUGCCGACUGAUCCUAAACAACUCUGCAAUACCAUUCUUGUCACGUGCUACAUGGGUACUGAAAACUCAUCUGCUGAAACGAAGGCACGAGCUACCGAACUCGCCGGUCAAAUUGGCUCGUAUCAUCAUAGUAUAGUGAUCGACGUUGCUGUGUCCGCUAUUUUAACUAUUUUCCAACAAGUUACAAAGCUGAUGCCGAGAUUCAAAGUGCAAGGAGGAUCUCCGAGAGAAAGUUUAGCUCUGCAAAACAUACAAGCUCGCUUGAGAAUGGUGAUAGCUUAUUUGUUUGCUCAACUGAUGCUGUGGGUUAGAGGACGACCGGGUGGUCUUCUUGUGCUAGGAAGCAGUAACGUUGACGAAGCUCUUCGAGGAUACUUCACUAAAUACGAUUGCAGUAGCGCCGACAUCAACCCCAUAGGCGGAAUUGCCAAGAACGACUUGAAAGCGUUCCUCAGUUAUUUUAGGAAGAAACACGGGAUAAGCGCUUUAGAUGGUAUCUUGGAUGCUCCUCCAACUGCGGAAUUGGAGCCCCUUCAAGGAGGACAACUUUCACAGCUUGAUGAAGUUGAUAUGGGCAUGACAUAUAAGGAACUGGGUACUUUUGGACGUUUGAGAAAGCAAGACUGCGCCGGUCCUUUCACAAUGUUUUGUAGACUUGUCCACAUGUGGGAUAAGUGUACUCCGAAAGAAGUGGCAGAUAAGGUGAAACACUUCUACAGAUGCUAUGCUAUAAAUCGACAUAAAAUGACUAUUCUGACACCAUCCUGUCACGCGGAGACUUACAGCCCCGACGACAAUAGAUUCGAUCAUCGUCCUUUUCUGUACAAUCACACGUGGAAAUGGCAGUUCAAUGCAAUCGACGAACAGGUGAAACGUCUUCUAAACGACGAGAAGUCACCGGGAGGUCGAAAGGAUGCGCCGAAGGUACCUGUGAAGCCCAGAUACGUACCAUUCAGCUCCGUGAUCAGUAAUAAAGCACAUCCUGGAGUAGUAGUUUAACCGUAGCAGUAGCUCUCUGUGUCUCUUAUCAUUUUGACAUUGCAGCCUUGCUAGUGCAUCGACGCGCAAGCUUGUUAGCUGAUUGUACGCGCGACCAAAGGAUCUAUUGUUUCAUUGGCGCCAUUUCUCCUUUGAGAAGUCACUCCACGAAGAAGCUUCGGCUACGUUUUGUCGCCAAGAGACUCGUGAC